AGUGCCUUUUCUUCCGCCGAUACGUAUCUAAGCUUCUCUCGGAUCGCCUGUUCACCCUCUUUCUGGCUCAUGCUUCCUGUUUCACUGGCUGCCUCUUUGUUACCCAACUGGCUCUGGCGCUUAGCAUCCGAGGCCUGGUGGGCACGAGCCAUUCGGCGGCUCGACAAGACACGCCGACUUGCUGCCAAACAAUCGCCGUUCCGACAGACUAGCAGCAAUACUACGUCAAGAAUCAUGAGCAACGCUCCCCAAAGACUUAUUUCGUCCUGUAGAACCUUGGACGGCAUCAGCGAGAUUUCAGGCACCGACGAUGGUGGUAGUCAAGACAAUCAAGCUUUUGAAGGGAAACUUGAACUUGAUCCAUCUAGCUAUAGGCAGUUAACCUCAUUAAUACCGACAGAUGGCUCUAGGGCAUUCCAAAGAGUCAGCUAUUUGCGACGUCCUUCCUCUCCUUCAACUGAGCAUACCAUCGUUACCUCUCCCACUGUCAUUUCUCCUUCGUGCCAGCAAUCCGCAGAAUUGCACCCCCCAGUUUGGGUUCAUCAUCACUCUGAAAUUGAUUUAUGCGAGCUAGAAAAGUCAUGUGAACCAGAAGUUGAUCCGCAAAAAUGUUCCUCUAUGUUAUUUGAGAAGCCAAAUUCACCGUUGUAG
This is a messenger RNA of Protopolystoma xenopodis, 651 nucleotides long. The record is from the annotation of a GenBank genome assembly. Lineage: Eukaryota; Metazoa; Platyhelminthes; Monogenea; Polystomatidea; Polystomatidae.